AUGGUUGCAAAUGCGGCGAAAACAGCAGAGAUGGCACCGGAUGCUCCGAGAGACAAUCCAAACGAGCCAGUUGCCGCCGAAAACAGAAUCGAGGCAAAAGAAGCACCAACUCCGCUGAUUAGAUACAAGGAAGUGAAGUUCACCACGCCAAGAACCUGGAUCAUUGUGGAUCCAAAUGAAUAUAGACAGAACAUGUUCAUGAGCAAGUGCGUGAAAUUUUCAUGGCUGAAUCCCGACCAUAAAAGUGACCAUUGCGUUGUUCUGGACGGUCCUCUUUCAAGGAGGAAGUACUUGUUAAGGACAUUCAUUGUCCUGAGUCCCACAGUACGUGCUCGCCAUAGCAAAAACACUCCAACAUUCACACCGAUUAAGCCAAAAAGAAGCUGUUGA
Messenger RNA from Ogataea philodendri, 390 nucleotides. RefSeq lists its product as uncharacterized. The record is from RefSeq and is a predicted model, not a curated record. The transcript has a single exon. Bases 1 to 390 code for a protein of 129 amino acids. Lineage: Eukaryota; Fungi; Ascomycota; Pichiomycetes; Pichiales; Pichiaceae.